Messenger RNA from Postia placenta MAD-698-R-SB12, 396 nucleotides. RefSeq lists its product as hypothetical. NCBI's taxonomy places the organism in Eukaryota, Fungi, Basidiomycota, Agaricomycetes, Polyporales, Adustoporiaceae. Gene Ontology annotation, biological process: coenzyme A biosynthetic process. The annotation marks the transcript as partial. The transcript is spliced from 3 exons. Gene Ontology annotation, molecular function: dephospho-CoA kinase activity. The record is from RefSeq and is a predicted model, not a curated record.
CCCCCGCUCUUCCGCGUCGCCGCGCUGGGCGGGACCUUCGACCACCUGCACGCCGGGCACAAGAUCCUCCUCAGCAUGGGCGCGUGGGUGGCCCGCGAGAAGCUCAUCGUCGGCAUCACCGACGACGCGCUGCUGCGCAAGAAGGCGCACAGGGAGGUCCUGGAGAAUGUCGCCUUGCGCACGGCACGCACGCGCGCGUUCCUGGAGCGCUUCAAGCCCGGCCUGCACUACGACAUCGUGCCCAUCAGCGACGUGUACGGGCCGACCGCCUGGGACCCGGACGUCCAGGCCCUCAUCGUCAGCAAGGAGACGUUGUCUGGCGCAGCGUCCAUCCAUAGGCUGCGGCAGGAAAAGUCGCUCCCGCCGCUGCACACGUUCGUGAUCGACGUGAUCUCG